Molecule: messenger RNA, 638 nt
Organism: Trifolium pratense (red clover)
Lineage: Eukaryota; Viridiplantae; Streptophyta; Magnoliopsida; Fabales; Fabaceae
Product: 60S ribosomal protein L37-3
Exons: 4
Coding region: 150-437 (95 amino acids)
Biological process (GO): translation
Cellular component (GO): ribosome; cytosolic large ribosomal subunit
Molecular function (GO): RNA binding; structural constituent of ribosome
Source: RefSeq, a predicted model, not a curated record
UGCACAAGUGAGUCUGAAAAAGCCCAAAACAAAACCAUUUUCCAUGAACCAACAUAUAAAUAUAUAAUACGCAGUUUCCACUACAAUUAGGGUUCUCGAGAUUCAUCUUCGCUGCUGCACAUUUUCGGUGUUUCUCCAACUACGAUUCAAUGGGUAAGGGUACCGGAAGUUUCGGUAAGAGAAGAAACAAGACUCACACACUCUGUGUGAGGUGCGGCCGCCGCAGUUUCCACCUUCAGAAAAGUCGGUGCUCCGCCUGUGCAUACCCUGCUGCUCGUGUCAGAAAAUAUAACUGGAGUGUUAAGGCAAUCCGUAGAAAGACCACUGGAACUGGUAGGAUGAGGUACUUGCGUAACGUUCCUCGCCGAUUCAAGAGUGGCUUCAGAGAGGGAACUGAAGCUGCACCUAGGAAGAAGGGAGGAGCUGCAACUGCUUAAGUUUUUUGAGAAUUGUUGUUUUGUUGGGUACGGAGUUUAUAGAAUUAGUUUGAUAUUUGUGAUUGGGGCCAAUUAUUAGAACUUUGUUUUUGCAGCCUCAUUGCUUCAGUUUUAAUUUCUAUUUACUCUGUACUUCUUUUAUAUUCCAAUAUUAUUAUUAUUACAAAACUAUUUUAUCGUUCAGUUUGUUGUGUGGCAUUA